Rangifer tarandus platyrhynchus (Svalbard reindeer) is the source of this 324-nucleotide messenger RNA. The record is from the annotation of a GenBank genome assembly. Lineage: Eukaryota; Metazoa; Chordata; Mammalia; Artiodactyla; Cervidae.
AUGCCACCCUUCCAAGAGGUGGUUUCUGAAACAGUUUUGAUCGUAUCACUCCCUGAUAAAAACCAGGCUCCUAAUCAAACCCUGUCUGGUAUCCUUAUGAUACGUCCCAGUAUUUGUGUCUCCGCAAAGCAUGGUAUGUGUGUACACACCAUGUGGUACACAACCCACCCUCAGCGGGUUGAAGUCAUAACCACGUUGAGCAGAGCAUGCAUGCAUCAUUCCUCCCACUGUCCCCACUUGGCUCCACUCUGGUACAUCACUGAGUCUCCCUCCCAGGCCCCCUUUCUGAUCCACCCACUUUCCCCAACCUCCUCAGAGUCCUGA